AUGGAACUAUUCUCAACUAAUCUCAAGGUCCUUGUCAUUCAUCAUGACACUGUUGUUCUUAAUGAAAUUCAAGAAAUGUGUGAUAGAUAUCAUUAUGUAGUAACCAAAUGCACUUCAGCUUCUUAUGCUUUUAAUCUUCUCGUGGAAAGGUGUGGUUAUUUUGAUAUGAUGCUGAUUGAUGUUUGUAUUGCAAACAUGGAUUCUUAUAGCUUUGUUCAAUAUGUAACCCUACAACACAAAAUCCCUGUCAUUGUGAUUUCUUCUGAUGCGACAAAAAGUUCUGUCCUAAAGUCUAUAAUUCAUGGCGCCUGUGAUUAUUGGGUUCAACCUUUGCAUGAAAAACAAUUCAAGACUAUGUGGCAACAUGUUGUCAGAAAAACUUUGAUGGAGAAUAAAGAAGAUGAAGAUCCUGGAUUCUUGAAUGCGCAACUCCAUAAAGAACCUGGACUUGUUGAAAUCUUGGAGACUGAUAGUCAUAAAGAACAUCACGAUCUUGGAUUCUUGAAGGUUCGAAGUGCUAAAGAACCUGAACUUGUUGAAAUCUUGGAAACGGAAAGUCAUAAAGAAGAUGAAGUUCUUGGAUUCUUGGAACCACAGAGCCAUCAAGAACAUGAAGUUUUUGGAAUCAUGGAGGGUCCUCGGCAUGAAAGAAAACGGGAGAGAGAAGAUGAUAAAGCUGGAAAAGAAAGAGGUGCAAAAAAGAGUCGGCUAUCAUGGACGCCGGAACUGCAUCAACAGUUUGUAAAUGCUGUGAACCAACUUGGCGUAGAUGAGGCAAAACCUAGAAAGAUUCUGAAAAUGAUGGGUGUUUCUGGUUUAGCAACAGCACAGGUUGCAAGUCAUUUGCAGAAGUAUAGAAAUUAUUUGAAGAGACCAAAGUCAAAGAAAAGUCCAACAUGGUUAGAAUUUGAAUAUGCUAAGUCAAUGAUAGAACAAGACCAAAGUCCUCAACUCAAUUCAACUCUUCAAACUGAUAAUAUCUAUGAAACACAACAACAUACAAAUGAUGUUACUACUAAUUAUCAUCAAGUUUCCGACAUUGGCUGCAAUUAUGAAACACAAAAGCUUUCAACUGAUGUUGGAGACUAUGGAGUCUCGGACAUUAUGAACGAUUUUCCUGAUUCAACUCAAUCAAUGUUACAACAGGACCUAAAUUCAACUCUUCAAAGUGAUAACAAUUAUGAAACACAACAACAUCCAACAGAUGUCGGCGAUUAUCGAGUCUCGGACAUUAUGAACAACGAUUUUCCUGAUCCAUCUGACUUGCUCUUUGAUUUAGAUGAUGAGUUAAUAUCAUUAAUAUUUUAA
This is a messenger RNA of Lathyrus oleraceus (garden pea), 1308 nucleotides long. Its product is annotated as two-component response regulator ARR14. The record is from RefSeq and is a predicted model, not a curated record. The transcript has 4 exons. Gene Ontology annotation, molecular function: DNA binding. Bases 1 to 1308 code for a protein of 435 amino acids. Gene Ontology annotation, biological process: cytokinin-activated signaling pathway; phosphorelay signal transduction system. Lineage: Eukaryota; Viridiplantae; Streptophyta; Magnoliopsida; Fabales; Fabaceae.